This is a messenger RNA of Psylliodes chrysocephalus, 10329 nucleotides long. The record is from the annotation of a GenBank genome assembly. Lineage: Eukaryota; Metazoa; Arthropoda; Insecta; Coleoptera; Chrysomelidae.
AAUGAAUAACAUUAGAGUUUGCCGAUUGUGUUUAGUGUUGCCUUACGAGAAUAAUACAAAUCUGAUUUGGAUAUUCGAUAAAAAAAUUAAAAAAUAUUUCAAAUUUGAUAAGAAGACAUUGCAGUAUGUUAUAUUCCUAACGACUGGUGUCAAGAUAAGCCAAGAAGAUAGCAUCUCACAGAAAAUUUGUCACAAAUGCGGGGAGAACGUUGUCAAACUGUACGAGUUCCGACAACAAAGCAUAAAAAAUGACCAAUUUUUAAAGGAACAACAAAGGACACAAAAGAAGAAACCGCAUCGAAGUAUAUUGAACAUAUUCCAGAAAUACCCUCGAAUAUUGAUACCAGAUUUAGAAAUAUGUUUGUCCGAAGAUAUCAGCCCAGUCGUAGAAAUGCGGAUGGACGAAGUAGAGAACCACUUCAAAUCGAAAAACCUGGAUUUCCAGAAGCACGUUAUUCAAGUUUUGCGACAAGAUAAGCAAAAACAACGGGCUAUUAACGCUGCAUUAAAAUCUAAAAACCCUAGCAAUAAUUCUAACGAAACCGUAUCACCAAUAAGCAUUAAAUUUAGGCAAGAUAAGUCAAGUUACGAAAUAGUUCAUAAAAAUGACGACGAGGUAUCCACAGAUUCGAAUAACUCAUUGAAGCAUUUAGGAAAUCAUAGAAAACGACAAUUAUCCGAUUGCGAACAAUCGUGUAGUUCUAAAAGAUCUCCAACCAAAAAUUCAUCUUCUGCGCUAACUAUUCCGAAUAGAAGACAAUCAAUAGGUCCUAUUGAGUUCAAUAGUAGGCCAGAUCCUUCUGAUUUAGAUGCCACUUUAUUGGAAGCCCUAGAGGUAUCGGAAAAACAAAAUGUGCCGCUUACACCCACCAAAAGAUCUCCCGCAAUUAUCUCGAAUAUUCUUAUUAAACCAGCUGAUAAAUCAAUACUUUAUCAUAAUGUUAAUGAUACCAGCAAUAAAAAACUUAAGGAAAUCGUACCGAAUACUGCAAUAAACUCGUCUACAUUUAACGAUUUAAGUUCAACAAGCUGUGAUGACAAUUACUUAAGGAUCAAUAACACAAACAAUCAUCCAAAGCCAGGAGUUAUGGACCAUUUAAAGUUUUUAAAGAAAAGUCUUAUUACAGAAGGGUCAUGCUCGAGUAUAAAUACUGGCAUGUCUCAUUCUGCACCUGUCGAUGCCGUUAAUAAACAAUUUAUUCCAAAUCCAAGUCUCGUUUCCCCAACUUUAAAUAGGCCUUAUCAUCAUAUAAAUGAAAAUUCAAUACCAAGUAUAAUUCCAGUUAACCUUCCUAUUUUACCUAAGGACAAAGUUGUUAAACACCUUAUUCCAAAUCAAAAUUUUCGUCCUCAAACCGUAACUAGACCUCAUCAGCAUACAUAUGUAAAUUUAGUACCAAAUUUAAAUGGUCAUGUUUUACCCAAGAACACAAUUAUUAAAGAGUCUGUUCCAAAUUCAAAUUUCUUUCCAACAAAUGUAACUAGACGCCAACAUCCUACAAAUGAAAAUUUUGUUACAAAUAUUCAUGUUAAUCCUACUGUUUUACCCAAGAGGACAAUUGUUGAACAGUUUAUUCCAAAUUCAAAUUCAUUUCCAUCAAGACCAAUAGUACCAAAUACCAGUACGGUUGAGCCUCGUUUUGUACAGACUAAUACGGUUUCUCGGCAUUUUACUCCAAUUCAAAGUUUUUUUUAUCCAAGUACAGAUUUACAAAUCGCAACGAAAUCUCCAGAAUCUGUUAGUAUAAGUACUGAAACUGUAUCUAAUUUAGAUAAAAACGACAAGCGUCUACCUCUUCAAACAUCCCCUAGUAUUUCAUUGGUGCCAGAUGCAAUACCAGCUACAUUUAAACCAGUUGAAACAACCCCAGUUCCUUACAUUUUUGAGGUUGAUGAAUAUUUAAAUCCGAUAAAAUCCAUAUCAGAAUUUAUGAUAUCAAAAGUUUCGAAUCCUCAAAAAUCGAUAAACGAACGUAACAGAUCUGCAGAAUCUAUUGGAGUAAGUACUGAAAUUGUAUCUAAUUUAGAUAAAAAUGACAAGCGCCCACCUCUUCAAACUGCACCCAGUAUCUCAUUAGUGCCAAAUACAAUACCAGAUAUAUCUAAACCCGUUGGGGCAACCCCAGAUCCUUACAUUUUUGAGGUUGAUAAAUAUUUAAAUCCGACAAAGGCCUUAUCAGAAUUAAAAAUAACAAACAAUUCUAAUACUCAAAAAUCGAAUAUCGAAUCUCAACCAAAGCCAAUAUCUACGAAAGUUUCUGAUUUAAAACAAACAAAUUCCAAAUAUUCUAAUUCAAAAACCGAACAUAAGAGAUCUGCAGUAUCUAUUGGUGUAAGAACUGAAAUUGUAUCUAAUUUAGAUAAAAGUGACAAGCGUCCACCUCUUCAAACUACCCCUAGUAUCUCAUUAGUGCCAAAUGCAAUACCAGCAGCAGCUAAACUCGUUGAAACAACCCCGGAUCCUUACAUUUUUGAGGUCGAUGAAUAUUUAAAUCCGAUAAAAGCCAUAUCAGAAUUAAAAAUAACAAAAGUUUCGAAUCCUCAAAAAUCGACUAUCGAAUCUCAACCAAAGCCAAUAUCUACGAAAGCUUCUGCUUCAAAACAAACAAUUUCGAAAUAUUCUACUUCGAAAAUCGAACUUAACAGAUCUACAGAAUCUGUUGGUAUAAGUACUGAAACUGUAUCUAAUUUAGAUAAAAGUGACAAGCGUCCACCUCUUCAAACUACCCCUAGUAUCUCAUUAGUGCCAAAUGCAAUACCUGCUACAUCUAAACCCGUUGAAACAAUCCCAGAUCCUUACAUUUUUGAGGUUGAUGAAUAUUUAAAUCCGAUAAAAGCCAUAUCAGAAUUUAAAAUAACAAAAGUUUUGAAUCCUCGAAAAUCGAAUAUCGAAUCUCAGCCAAAACCAAUAUUUACGAAAGCUUCGGCUUCAAAACAAACAAUUUCAAAAUAUUCUAGUUCGAAAAACGAACCAGAAUUUACUUGCAAUUUCUGUAGAGAAUCUUUUACGACAUUAGAAAUAGGCCAAGCUCACUUGAAAACCUGCAGAAUAAAGAAGGAAGUUGAAGUACCUGUGUAUGUUUUACUCGAAAACAUAGAGCAUAAUGUAGAUAUUAAAAGACAGUACCACAAGGUGUUCAGCGAUCUUGCAAAAACUCAUUCAAAUAAUAUAAUCGAAAUACUAGAUACAACUGAAGAGCCAUCAGUUAAAAUGGAGAACCUCGUUUUAAAUUUGACCCCUCAAGUGGAAAUUAAAAACAGUAAUUUCCCCAACAUCAAUUACACAUCUAAAACAACCGAUAUUUUAAAACGGUUACUAGUUUAUGAUAAAAAUGAAUCUCCAGUUGAUCAGAAUUCUCAAACCGAACUGUCUUCUGAAAGUCCAGAACUCGGUAACGUUAUAUCAAGCUGGAAAAUGUGUCCGAAGAAAGAUUCUAUCCAUUCUCAAAACAAUUCAUUUUCACUGGACCAUUUAAAGUCUUACAUACAUUUGUAUAAAAUACCUGUAUCCAUUGAUUAUAAGAAAAGUUUUGAUGUAAACUACAAUUUCGAAGAGCCUCCAAAAAGAAAAAAGACAUUCGAUGAUUGGGACGAUCUAACUCCUAUUGAUGUUGUUAAAUCUCCAACUAUAGUAAGAAAACAGGUUUCUACACCAAUCGAAAAAGACAUUCCAAAUAUAACUGAUUUGGCACCACCUGCAAGUGUACCAAAUCCUGGAGAAGCAUUAGACUUCCCUGUUGAAAACAUUUGUCAGAAUGUAUUAAAUGUUUCUAGGCCAAGCACGAGCCAAAACAUUGAUUCAAAUUCUAUUCAAAUUAAUCAACUGCGUGACUCCGUUAUUACAAAAACGUCUUUAAAUGUAGAAGCUACCGAAACUUUACCAGAUCUUGGAGAUAUAGAAUUAUUCGCGAAUGAUCUCGUAUGUGCAGAAAGGGUAACCCCAUCGAGCGACAGUGGUAUAUUUGAAAGUACAAGCAGUAACCAGUCGUAUCCAAAUGAGUUAAUAAAUAACCCUCAAACGAAUUACGUGGUUCAGCCCCAACAAAAUCCAGUGUACCAACAAAUGGAUACACAUGUACAACCCAAUGCAAUUAGUACUGGUAAUUAUCAGACGACUGUCUAUCCCACUACUGCAGGAGAGAGAAUCAAUGGACUUGAAACUAGUUACUUCGAAAAUUACAUGAAUUAUCAACAGCCUCAAAUAUUUAGAAGCAAUAAGACUUGGUAUCCGACUCAAAAUCGACAAAACCCUGUGAUGUAUAAAGAUGUAAGAGCACCUCCUCCUCCAUAUAAUAUACACCAUCAAAGAAUACCUCCCGAACCCGAAAAACGAAACGCUCAAAAUGCUCUUCCUCAUCCCUAUAAUCAUAUUAAUAGUUAUAACCCUAGCCUUGUAAAUAAUUAUUACGCUUACAACCAAAAUAGCAAUCAAAAUGUAAAUAUACCAAGUAGGUCGAAUUAUUAUAAUCGGAAUUUUGUACCUGAUGUUAGCAACGUUCCAACGUACAACAUGACUGAUAAUUAUAAAGACGGUAUGCAAAUUGAUAGUGCCAUAACGCCAACUAGUGAUACUGCUACUAACGCGUCCACUAUCAGAGUGAGACCUUUAAGUGAUCUGAAAUAAAACCGAUUAUUUAAAAUAUUGUAAUUUUGCCGACGUGAAAAAUGUUCGCGUGUUCACAAAAUGUUUGUUUUAAAUCCAGGGUGGCUAUGAAAAUUUCUACAAUAUAAAUAUUAUUUCGAAAAGUGUUCGGAUCGUUCGAAUUAAAAAUAAUUGGUCAUCCGAUUAUUAGGCAUUCCAACGACCUGUCAAAAUGCUGCUUAUGAUAAGGCAACCCUGUGGACCUGUUGUCGAUGACAGGGUCAAUGAUACAUAUGCAGUUAUAUAGACUGCUCAAUGCGAGUUACAUUGCGAGCGCCCCUAUUGCCUUGCAAGUGCUCAUCAACCAAAAUCAGUUUAGCAAAAAUGUUUUUUAAAACUAAUUUUGAGCCUUUGAUAUAUAGGUUAAAAAUUACCUACAUUUUUACUUUAAGGCAUAAGCUUAUGUUUAUUUUGAAAAACAUGAAUGAUUAUAUAACUAUCUAUAUCAUUGACCCUGUCAAAUCACAGGAGGCGGUAUUCGUAGUAACACAUUCCAUGAUUAUUCAUGUGCAGAUGAUAAUACGAGAAUAUAAUGUGUUAUGUGAGACUUUUCAUUUCAAUUUGAGCUGUGUCCAGGCCGUUGGAGUCUAUGCCGUUCGGUGUAGCUUCGUCUUCUUGUUGUAUAUUCACGAGCCAGCAUGCGCAUGGAAUGUUUUACUACGAAUACCCAUUUUUAUCAAAUCACCAGGCCCACAGUGUUGUCAUUUAUCACAUACUUUGAUUUUAUGUGUAACCUGUUAUUAUCCACGGGCACCUAUUUUGUUUGGAAUGUCUAAUUUGAAUCAUUCUAAUGUUUCGAUUAUCACUGAAAGUAUUCGAAUGAAGAAUAAUCGAUAAUAAUUCGAAUCAUCUAUGUAUUAGCGUUUCUAAUUAAUUUUACCGCUCCUUGUAAGUACGGGCCGAUUCCACCGUUCUGUUAAACAAAAUUUAAAUUACUAAACGAAGAUUAAAAUGACAUUGUUUAUGUAAAAAUGACAUUUUAAUCUUCGUUUAGUAAUUUAAACGGUGGAAUGAGCUCUAAAUCGUCCAACAGUGUUGUCAUAUCAAUUAAUUAAUUUGUAAUAGAAUUUUGAACCAAUAGGUAAAGUUUAACUUGAAGACAUUAUUCCUAGUGUCAACUUAAGAUUUCCGUAUGAUUACCGCUGUUACCGUGGUUAGCUUUGUCCCUGAAAUUAUGACAUUCGACAUUAAUUAUAUUUUUUGAAUGCCACUUAAAUAAAGUGGUCAUUGUUACAAUUUUAAUAACGUAAAAUAUACCUACCCCCAGAGUAUUGUUUAGCUUGAAUCUCCAAUACAAGGAUACUUGACUCUAUAGGAUUGUUCAAUGCAUCGUGUAUCAUCGAAAGUAUUCGGGAAAAUGACGUAGUUGUCGGACCAUUGAAUGUGCGAAUUUAAAAAUUAACACGAUUAUAAACUACUCUGGCUUAUAUUUCGUGUAAAAUGGGAAUAGCAGUAAUGAAUGUCAUGUAAUAAACGCUUUUUUUAAUGUAAACCGUGGAAUUCCCGUACCAACAAUACAUAGGUAUAUCUGCUUUCAACGACCACGUUACAAGAAAUAAUUGUGGGCGAUGAUGGCACAAUAUUUUUCAGAGCACAUUUAAAAACAAUCAAUCAUAUCUUUAUUAAAUUACCAAUGAAAUACCUACAUAAUAUAUACGAAAAAUACAAGUAUCACAAAUUGAAAAAAAUAAUUUUUUAUUGAUCCUUUAUGUACAGGACAAGUCAAAGUAUUUUAAUACAAAAAUAAAUAUACAAACAAAACUUAAACUAAUUGACAAUUUAUAUGUACUAUCUUCUUAAUAUCAUCGGAGUAUUAAUUACUCCAUUGUUAUUGCACCGAUCAUUAACGCAUUACUAUUUUAGUGUAGUGUAGAGGUAAACCACUGGGAAAUUGUUGUACCCUAAUACACUUUGUGCCCCAAAUAGUACACGCAGUACAUAAAAAGUACACAAAUUAAAAUUAGGUUGAUGACCGAAAAGCAAAAAAGAUCGUUUACACGUAUUCCUCGACAAACAUUUUUUUCUCCUGGCCAGUAUUGCUGCAUUCUUGACAUUUAGUACAUAAAUAGUACACAUAAUACAGAUUGUUCAUUAUUGAUUCUCCGUCCAACUGCAUAAAUUCUAGUACACUAAGAUUCCAUUUGUAAAAUUUAUUAGCCCAUCGUCUUAGAGAAGACAAACCAGGAAGUGGAAAAUGUAAUUGCUUUUUUACAUACAGAUGUGCCUUUUUUGCUCUAAAACCGCAAGGUAAAAGCAGAUGCGUCUUCUUCAAAUGUCAAUACGUUUCUUUUUCUUUUUUUUUUUUAUUAUGAAUAAGUCCAUUUGGUUUUUGGUAAAAACAUUUUUCUUUGCCUUUAGUUCUUUAUUUUGUUUCAAUAGUUUGUGAUAUUUGCUUUAGUUAAAAUGUAAUUGCUUUACUUGUGUUAACAUAAUGGCCUUUUCUUUUUUUAUAAUUUUAAAAUCAUCUUUAAUCUUAUUAUAUUUUUGCUCCCGGUUAACACUUUUAACGACAGUGUUUUCGCUUUCAAUGUGCUGCUUUCAUUAACCUCUAAAUGUGCGGAAAUUAGUAUAUUCUUUUAAACAAUCAUCCACCUUAUUUUUAUCUUCACUUUCAUUAUUCCCAAAAAUUAAAGUAGGGACUGCAGUUUUCUUUAAUCGCCUCCUCACUGGCAAUUGCCCAAUAAUUCAUUAUAAAGAUCUCUUUCAUAAUCAUUGCCGAUAAAAUGGACAAAACAAAUCUGGAUUGUUGUGGGGUUCACUCUUGUUUUAUUUCGUGUGAAACAAAAUGUUUUCCCAAUGGGAAAUCAUGAUAAAUUAUAUCUGGGUUAUCUAAUUUUGUUUUCACACGGCUGUUACAAUUACUGACCACCGUCUGUCUGGCACAUUCAAACCCUAAAAAAAUAACACUAUAAUUAGUUAAAAACAAUCAUUUUUGCCACUGUAGAACUUACCUAUAAUAAAACUAAGUUAAUUUAUUAAAAUACUUCAUAUAAAAACACUUUAAAAAGUCCAGUCAAUUAAAAAGUUACAAAAACAAUCCAAAAAAUACUAAAAACCAUGUACAAACGUAUAAACAACACAACAAUUUAUAAAUAUCUGGUCCGGCAAUGACGUAGCACAAUGAAACGACAUACAUGGGAGUGGCCAAUCCUAAUAGAAAAGUUAAGUAUCCUUGCUCCAAUACACCAUAAAAGUGACGUAAUUUUGGUUCCAUUGUCAGUGAAUCCUAACCAGUUUUAACAAUAUUUUACUUUUUACUGUUUCUAUUUUUUUUUAUUAAAUAAUUGCAGGUCAUAAAAUAGCUAUUUAUGCAACCAGAUAGGAAAUGCCUUAUUUUAUGUAACUAGUGAAUAUUUUUGGGACGAGCAGAGCGAGGUCCCGUAACCUAAACGAGUUUGUUGUGUUUUGGUAAAAAAUUACUGAUAUCUAGGCAACCAAUAUUACUUUCUUGUAUUGUUAGUUGCAUGUGCCUAACUUCAUUGACAAAUAGAAAACAAAUUAAUUUAUUCUUAACGACUUGUAGUGUGCUUGUUAAAGUUAUUUAGUUUUUAAGAAAGUGGGUUAUACUUGUUUUGUGCUGAUUUAGAAUGGAAAAUAAAGACCAAAUCAACAUUAUUACUUUACCAAAUUUAAUUUUUUUAUCUCAGCUUGUCCUUCUUUGAUAUAUAACGAUUUUAAAACAAAAAAAGAUUUAUUUUUAUUUGUGUUCUUUUCACAACUGGUGACAAUGAAUUUUUCGUAACUAGUUUCAUAAUGUUUAACAUUAUACAACUAGUUGGCACUUGCUGCAAUUACAAAAAUAUCACUUUAUAUGUCAAAAUUAUAAAAAGUAGUUUAAAGGUAUGUAAUUGGUUACUAAAUGAUUAUAUACUGUACGUAAAAUAACUACAUGAACAAAACGCACUCAAAAAAAUAUUGUCAAUAUAAUUGUCACUGGAACCAAAAUAUGUCAUCACUACUUUAGCGUAUAAGCAUCGAGAUAGAAUAAAGUAGAGAAGACAUAAACACUAUUUUGCGAUAUGACAGAUGUACGCCUGUCAUUCCAAUGCGCUGGUUCAGUGAUGUAAUUAUGGUUCCACUGACAAUUAAAGUGAAAGUAAUUUUUUGAGUGCGUUUUGUUCGUUUUGUUUACCUAAAUUAUAUCGUUUUUUCACUUUUAUAAAUAUAUUCCUAAAGUAAGUAGAUAACAUGCAUCAAAUAUACAAUCGUUAAGUUACCAAUUUACAUACAUUUCAACUAUUUUUAUGACCUGUAAACAAUAUUGUAAACAAUAUUUAGAAAUAAACUAAAAACUGUAAUAACGUAUAUGUCAAAUUUAUUGAUGUUUUCCUUAAAAGUUUGGUUAGACUUAAAUGUCAGUGGAACCAAAAUGACAUCACACUGAACUAGCGCAUGACGGAAAAGUAUAAUGAAAAUGGCGACUUGAGUCGUACUUUCAUUUAUUUAUAAACAAUAAUUUUAUAUUUGAAGACUAAAGGAAUGCAAAUUAUUUUAUAACAUUUAAAUGAAGCUAUUAAAAAAAUGGCAUUUAUUAUCACCAAAACUGACUAGCUCCAUUAUCUCGAGUUUGACACAUGACGUAAAAAUGUAAUGCAAAGGUGAGGAUACUUUAGCCAUAGCAUCUCCUCUUAAUUCUAUCUCAAUCAGUGGCGCAUUCAGAGUCUGGGGGGGGGGAUGGUAAUCAGGGCCGCCGAGAGCCAUGGGACAUUUUUAUAAAAUUAUGUCCUUUCUUUGUGAAAAAAAGAGGGGGGUAGUGGUCAUAUUUAACCCUUUAUUUUUGAUAAUAGUAUGCGUAUAACGGACGGAUAUCGUUGAUGAAAUCGAUGAUGAUGAUGUACUUUCGUUAUUAUUGAGUAUAGUGUAGAUACAUAGUGGUUUUAAGAACUACAUACACUAAAUAAUAACAUUUAUUACGAAACAAAAAUAAAUUAAUCUUACAAAAAAGUAAAAUAGGAAUAUAUUUAUAAUUUGAAAUAAAUAUAAAUGCAUUUAAAAAUUAAGCAUAUCAAAGUUUUUUUAUCAAUCUAUUUUGGUGCAUAUUAUCAACUCUCCAGUUUUAGAGAAAAAUCCUUUGAGCACAUCUCUUCUUAUAAUUGCGAGAAACCUUUACCAUUUGAGUGACCAUCCCAUUCGAAUACAUUUUCGAUUUUGCCCAUCACUAGUGCUAAGACAUGUCAUUUUUAUCAUUUGAGCGUCACCAAGUUGUCUUAAAUAAAACAAAUUCGACGAUGAACUGUCAACCGCUUCAGUGCUUUCGAAUCAUGAUGGAUAAGAUUGAAAGCUGACCUUGAAAACAUUUGUCAAUUCUAUUUCUUAGCAUUAUAUCUUCUUAAUUGGGUUAACAUUUUAAAUGAUAUAAUAUGAGAUUCACAAAUUGUAAAACACGUAAAAAACGUAAAGCGACGUGGCAACGAUAUUUAUUUCUUUUUUGUGUGCUUUAUGUCACUUUUAUUAAAGCCAUAGCCACUCUAGGUUUAAAAAGAAACUGACCGGCAUAUAUACAAUAUUUUUUAGAAAUACAUAUUAUUUUUAAGAACAAAAUGUCGGUUCUACAUAAUGUAAGAUAUGCAUGUGCGUACCUUUUUCUCUGAUUUUUGUUAAUCUAGAUUAAAUCAGAUUCAAUCAUAUUGAUGUUUAUGAAUGUUAUACAUUUUUUUUUAUGUUAAAAGACUUUUAUUUUGUUACCU